Molecule: messenger RNA, 2665 nt
Organism: Dermacentor silvarum
Lineage: Eukaryota; Metazoa; Arthropoda; Arachnida; Ixodida; Ixodidae
Product: endothelin-converting enzyme 1
Exons: 3
Coding region: 38-2665 (875 amino acids)
Biological process (GO): protein processing
Cellular component (GO): plasma membrane
Molecular function (GO): metalloendopeptidase activity
Source: RefSeq, a predicted model, not a curated record
CAAUGCGGCCGUGCCGUCUUCCUCGAAGGACGCCGUCAUGACUGAUGGCUCUCCAGCGCAGAUGCUAGUGCACCGAAACGACCACCAAGUCCUCGGGCAAAAGCAUGAAGCUUCGCUACCGACAUCUCCAUUACAGACCAGUGCCGAGAGUCACCAGCGCCAGGCAUCCCGCAGGGCGUCGAUGAAGGAAAAUGCCGAGGACCCCUCGCUGCUUACCUCGGGACAGCGCAUGCUCAACGACGUAACGGAGGCCCAAGGUUCGGAGCAGCGCGCAAAUUUACCUGACGUCGUUGGCACGAAGGCUAGUCCUGCCAUUACGCCUUCAAGGAAGAGAUCAGGAUCCACAGUCAAGCUGUCGCUUCCCUUAGCAACGGACCAGGACCAGUCACCGAAACCCAGCGGCUCACGAGGAUCGGCGGGCCCAGAAGAUCCGAAGUUUCAGCACCGACCUUCGCACACGUCUUUGCUUCAAGUGCUCAACAUCCUCAAAAACGAGCGCAGUGGUGAACACAGGGCAGGGAAGUCCUCUUCCGACGGCCUCGACUACGGCGGAAGACGCGAUCCUGAGGUUCUGUUCAGAGUGGCAGGAGUGCCGAUCACGAAAUCCUGCGCCAUCCUUACGAUCAGCAUCGUCAUCGUGACUGUCCUGACAAUUUUCGUCGUCAUUCUGUUGACACGACAAAGACGAACAGUCCCAACGCAGCCCUUUUGCGAGACUGAAGACUGUUUCCAUCACAGCUAUCGUCUUCUCGGGAAACUGAACCGCAGCCUCGACCCAUGCGAAAACUUCAGCGCUUACGUCUGCUCCGCCUGGUCACCGCCCGAGGGCUACCUCAAGCACUCCAACUCAGCUAUGGAUGACGUGCGCAAGUCAUGGUUUCCUGCGUUCCGUGAAAUGCUGAGAGAAGGUUCGGAAACAAUCAAGGUCGGCCUCAAGCCUCUGGCGAUGUACUCGUCUUGCAUGGGCACGCGCUCAGAGUACGGCUCUAACGUGGAGAUAUUCUGGGACAUGCUCAAGGAAUGCGGGCUCACCUGGCCCGAGGAACCAGAGCCAGGUAAAACCAGUGCCUUAGACGUACUAAUGACGCUGGCAUAUAAGUGGCAGCUUCCACUAUUCUUUCAAGUGAGAGUGCUGCGCUUGAAGUCAGCGUCAAAGUGGCGCUUCACCAUGGAUCCUGGUUCCCUUAUACCCCUGAUGUACCAACACCACGUGACAGUUCAAAAUUCUGGAGGAUACGAGAAGUACUGGGCUACUUUUUACAUCAUCUUGAGUGACAAGCGCAACGAAGCACCAGUCAACAAGACAGUCAUCGCCUCUGCAAAAGCAAUGGAGGGCGACGUCUUCAAGAAGCUCCUGACUGCCAUGCGUCCUCCGGUAGUACGCCCAGUGCUUGUGCCGAUGUCUCAAAUUGGACCCUACACGCCAUCGUUGAACUCAGACCAGUGGCUACGUGCAUUCAGGCAGACCGAUCUCGAGCCUGAAGUGGAACUGCAAGACCAGGUUCUUUUAGGCGACGCAGGAUUCUUUCUAGCAUUGGCACGUGUGAUGAACUCUUACGAGGACACUCAGCUGAUGUCCUUGAUCGCCUGGUCUUUCGUGCAGCUGUUGUCCCCUGCAAUGGACUACCGACUGCUAGAGAACCGAUACGAGCAGGGCGUCUCAAUAUACCGGCCGUACUUCUGCGAACGAUUUGUCGAAACUGCCUACCGGUUCCUGGUGCUAGCGCUCGCCUCUGCAUCACGCUUCUCGCUCCACGAGCGCGAAUUCGUCAGCGCUGGCUUCCAGAGCCUCGUCUCAGCCGCCGUCGAUAUGGUGAACGUGACAGAGUGGCUGGACGUCGAGAGCCGGCAGCUCGCAGCAGGGAAGCUGUCUUCCACCCGCCUGCAUCUGUGGCCCCCGGAGAAUUUCCUCAAGGACGAUGUACUCGGCAAUAUCUACGAGGCCUUCCCCAGCAGUGAAGCUUCAUUUGCAGAAUACUGGGUCAAGUCGCGUCGUUGCGCAGCUGAAGCGUAUCUUCCGCGAGAUGACAUCGACUUUCAGAGCUACUCGUUUAAUUAUGCACUGCCAUACCUGCUGUACGACGCCACGAAUAACUCUGUAAAGGUGGCCGUGGGCGCUGUGACCGCACCUCUCUACUAUGCCAGUGGGACAAAUGCCAUGUUCUACGGGGGACUGGGUUUCUCCAUGGCCUUAGAACUCGUUGCGUCUCUGAACAGCCAAGGGCUGAUGUGGCACCCCGAUGGCACGUUCGGUGAUUCGUUUCUAUCCAACGCUUCAGCAAGAGCCUUCGAAAUCCGGGACGGCUGUCUGACCUCCGCCGAGAAGCAGAGGGGCGCAAACGCCAAGACCAACCAGAGUGCGUCGGAAAUUGGAAUUAGCGUGUUCCCCGAGAUCCCCGCGCUCGAGGUGGCCUACAUGGCGUACCAGCGCUCGCUCAGUGAACGCAGUGACAACACUCCGCAGGGCAUCCCGAAAGUCCUCUCGGGCGAUCAAGUGUUUUUCAUGACCCUGUGCUAUAUGAUGUGCACGUUGCCUGACGCCGUGGGUCCGCACACGGUGGACUGCAACAAGGCCGUCCGCAACUCGGAGGCCUUUUCUCGGGCAUUCCGGUGCCCUCUGGGGUCUCAGAUGAAUCCCAAGCAGAAGUGCUCCUUCUUCGGUUGA